GAAAUUCAAAGUUACUCUAAAGUGAGUGAUUUGGAAUUUUAAAAAAAUUGCGAAAAUGAAACACCUCAAGUUUCCACGUUACUCCUUAAAUAAUCUGACAUAAACUAUUUCUAAUAUGAUAAAAUUAGUGAAUUGUCAGUAUAAUUUAGAUAACUUAUUUAAUAAUGGCAACGUGAGUUUGAAUAUUUAAAUAAUUCAUAUUUUAAGUAGUCAAAUAGGCAAUUAGUAGUUUUAAAAAAAUGAAUAAUUCAACGUGGUUCUUUUUGUUGAUAUUGUUUGUGGUGAAAAUUCUCGCCGAGGAUCCAUUGAAAGCAUCAGAUACCAUUGUUAUACCUCAAAUACAUACAUUUAAGAUACCUAAUACGAAUUAUCGGGUUCAGAGUUCGCCGGAAGAGGAUCAAGACUUGACUCACCUUAAUUGGAGUACACUUGUUGAAGACUUAGACUUGUUUAAUACCAAAAUCCUAGCAGAAAAUUGGUCUGAAAAUAAGGACCAAAAUGUGGACAUACAGUGCGCGAAGGAUAUUACGAGAUAUAUUGAAGGACUUCAGAAGAAAGAAAAAUGGGCUCUCAAGGCCGAAGAUUCAUCUGGCAGAUUUACAAAUAGCUUUUUCUGGGGUAAUUCCUACUUUACUGGAUCCGCAACUGAAUGCACCUACAUCGGUUAUGAUUACACAAAGAAAAAUUACAAGUUUGCAUCAUCGAGCCAGUUAUUAUCACCAGACAGUGAAGUUGAAAAUGCUAAAGUCGACUUGAAAAAGAAAAUAAACAUUGGGUUCUCUGGAAGUCAAGUAUUAUCUCCUGAUAUUCCUGAUGAUCCUCCUUAUAAACUUGGCUUUUUCAUGAUGACUAUUUUGUUAAAUAAUACCAUAUUAGCUCCUAUUCCUAAAACAAUCCAUUUAGGUGUUUGUCUUCCAUUCUCUUGUACAUCAAAGGACAUUUACACGAUUGGAAAAUUAGCAGUGAAUGAUGUAGCGAAAAAACAUUCUUUCAUUGAGAAAGUACGAGAUCAACAUAAUCCGUAUGAUUUUUAUUCUGACAAUGUCUUUUGGAUCCUUGUUGGGAGCAGUAUCAUCGUCCUUGUGUUAAUGGCAGUUGGAACUGCUUUGGAUUAUUACCUUCUGUAUACUGCAACGAAACGUCGAGAAGCUACUAUUUAUGACUUAGAGAAACAUUCGAAAAUACGUCAAACAAUAAUAGAUAAUCAUAAAUUAUCAAAUGGUGAAGCAAUAAAUGCCAUCACAACAUCAAUGAACAACAAUAUCAGUGAUAAUAACAACAAUGAUGAUGAGGAUGAUGAUGAAAAAAAUAAAAUAAAAAGUAACGGCAAAAUUACUGUUCGUCCAGGAACUUCUGUUAAUGAUGAAGAAUUGAGUGUUUUCAAGGAAUUAUUGCUAUCAUUUUCAGUCAGAGAAAACAUGAAAACAAUUUGUGACCCAUCUGUUGGUAGAGAUACAAUCAGUACGAUUCACGGUCUCCGCGCAAUUUCUAUGGCUUGGGUUAUUCUCGGUCACACAUGUAUCGUGAUCUUCAAGUAUUCCGACAACAUGGAAUACCGCAAAAUUGUUGAAAAAAAUUUCCUCUUUCAAACAAUAACCAAUGGAGUUUUUAGCGUAGAUACUUUUUUCUUUAUGGGCGGUUUAUUAGUCGCUUUUUUAUUUUUCCGUACAAAUGCGAUGGGAGAUUUAAAUAAAUUAACUCAAGGUACUGAUGGUUUUGUUGCUGGCCUUCUUAAAUUCAUAGGAUUGCUGUUAUAUCGAUUCUGCAGACUUACUACUCCAUAUAUGUUUAUUUUGGGUGUUGUUCAAGUUACGAUGAAAUGGUUCCAUGCUAAUUCUGUCUUUGAACCACCCACAGCUGACCAUGAAAAUUGUCCAAAUUAUUGGUGGAGAAAUUUAUUAUACAUCAACACGCUAUUUCCAGUUGAUCAGAUGUGCAUGAUAUGGAGUUGGUAUGUAGCAGAUGAUACCCAAUUUUAUGUUAUUGGAGCAGUGAUUCUCGUUAUCGCAACAAAUCAUUUUAAAAUCGCUGGACUUCUUGUCACAGCGUUGCUCAUAAGUUCUUGGCUUACGACUGGAUAUAUUGCAUUAGUUAAUAAUCACAUGCCUAGCUUGGAUGAUCCUCUAGCUCUUUUUGAUAAAAUUUAUGAUAAACCUUGGACUAGACUUGGUCCAUAUCUCAUUGGAAUGUCUGUUGGCUAUCUUCUUUUCAAGACUGACUGUAAAAUUAAGAUGUCCAAGGCAACAGUGGUAGUUGGGUGGCUUCUUUCUUCAGCUUGUCUUUUAAGUUUAAUUUAUGGUCUUUAUGAAGCUGAACUUUCUCCAGUAACAGCUGCUGCUUAUUCUUCACUGAGUCACAGUGCAUGGGCAUUAGGACUUUCCUGGAUUAUUGUCGCAUGUAGUACAGGAUACGGAGGAUGGAUAAAUGAGAUUUUAUCAGCACCAAUACUCUAUCCAUUCAGCAGAGUGACUUAUUGUGUUUACCUAGUUCACCCUAUUAUUAUUCGAUUGACUGCAAUGCAUUUGGAUUCUCCGUUUCACCUGGGAAUAGACACUGUUGUUAUAACUUUUAUUGGACAGUUAGUACUUUCGUACCUUGUUUCUUUCGUAGUUUCAUUAUGCUUUGAAGCUCCGGUAGUUAGUAUGCUCAAGAUUCUUUCUCCAAAAAAAAAGAAACGAAUCCAGUGAUAUUUUUUAAGAUAAAAUGAAAUAAGUAAAUAACUCUGUAACUUCUAAAUUAAU
Messenger RNA from Chelonus insularis, 2741 nucleotides. RefSeq names its product O-acyltransferase like protein-like. NCBI's taxonomy places the organism in Eukaryota, Metazoa, Arthropoda, Insecta, Hymenoptera, Braconidae. Gene Ontology annotation, molecular function: acyltransferase activity, transferring groups other than amino-acyl groups. The record is from RefSeq and is a predicted model, not a curated record. The transcript is spliced from 9 exons. The coding region runs from base 240 to 2687 and encodes 815 amino acids.